Trematosphaeria pertusa is the source of this 910-nucleotide messenger RNA. RefSeq lists its product as uncharacterized. The coding region runs from base 200 to 796 and encodes 198 amino acids. The transcript has a single exon. NCBI's taxonomy places the organism in Eukaryota, Fungi, Ascomycota, Dothideomycetes, Pleosporales, Trematosphaeriaceae. The record is from RefSeq and is a predicted model, not a curated record.
GGGGAUUUGUAAGCGGCGGCCAAUACGUCUCUUGGCCGCUCGAUCGUAGCGCAGCGGCUAUUGGUUGCUAACAGGUCUAUGAGGUUGUCGACUCGUUGCUCGAGUUUCCUCACACGCCUAUCUAAGAUGUAAGCUUACACCUGGGCGGUUUGGCAACGACGAUGCACGUGACAGAAAGUGGACUGGAGAUUCAAGGUCGAUGAACGAUCGAAUGCUGGUUAGACGAUCGAAUAGACUCACGAGCGUGUUUUCGGUCCUCUACUCCCGACGGCCUCUUCAAAUACGCAUUCCUUCUUCAGCCUUUGGCACCGAUAGCACCCGUCUGGCCUGUUUUCGAAGGGAGAGCACUUCGCCUUCGCCUGUGUGCAGGAUCGGCACGCCUUACGCCUCCUCGUAUCAUCCGGCGGCAUUUUUGGGGCUCUUGACGGAAGACCCACAAAGGCGGGGCAAUUCAGUGGAGCCAAACCCGACGGCGAGAGAAUUGGAAUGCAUUGUGAGGUGCAGAGGAAGGGAGGGCCAGGUGGAUGUCCACGAAGUAGGAGGAGCGCACAGACCAGCGCCUCGAAAGCCGACGGGACCGGCACCGGCCCCUAAAACCGUCCCGCGCCCCGUUCGCGACAUCAACCGCGUUCAGCGCCGAACGUACCAGCUCGUUGUCGCUCGAGACUACAAUGGCUCCGACAACCAGAUCCGGAGAACUGUGCCUCUUGGGAGAUACGUCGAGCCAAUCGCAAGUGCUUGCGAGCCCCGCUCUGCUGAGAAGAGCACGAGCUUACGUUCCACCACAUGGGGCUGAAGCCCGCAUCUUGGGUAACUGAUGGACCCCGAAACCAGGGUCCUUUUCAAAAGAGAGGGCUUUAGCUAUGGCAUGCGAACUCGGACGGCCGGAAAGGAUUUCUCCGGGGCAGCA